AUGAAAGAAAGGGAAAGUUGGAGUGCGUUCUCCCCUGAUAUCGGGACUCCCGGAAUAAAUGAGGAGAACCGCAAUCGCAGGCUGUUGGAGCCGGGCAAGAAUCAGAAGAAAAAUGUGGCAGCAAACAUAGACCCGGUGUUGGGCUAUCGUAACCCUCAUCAGCAGCGUCCUCCUGGGACUACCCACGACGUCAGUACGACACAGCCGAAAAGAGCUGUGACUCUACGCACCUCACAUCCCCAUUACCUAGCAGGUCUCGCCGAGUCAUCCACCCAUUCCUCUGAAUUGUCCACCCUCAAAAAUCCGAGUUAUCCACUCCAAAAUCUGAAACGAGACCCUUUCAGAGUUCGAACACACAUGUUGAAGGGCAAGGCUGGUCCUCUGUGUCCGAUAACGAGGCAUUCCGAAGGGACAAAGGGAACGGACUUUGCCACGGGCAAGCCUCGGAAUCGAGAGAGUGGGGGCUUGGUGGAAAGAGGACGACACCCAGCGCCGGUUAUCGGUCCGAUGCCUACCGGUCCGAUAGAUAACCGGCCGGUAACGAAACGGCUGUUGCCAAGCAUGCUGGCAACGUCAAAUACUCCCGUCAGCGACUCUCCCUCAUUCUCUGCUCGCUUUUAUCUCACCUCUCGCGACGUCGCUAGCAAUUAUCGACACCCCGCUAUCACGACCAUUCCAACAGUUCCUGCCUCGCUCUCUCAAAAUGCAUCAACCAUCCGCAAUCCCGGGAUUUCGCAGCAAGAUUCAACGCGAUGGACCCGAUCUCGCGCUCAAGAGCGGAAGACAACUCUUCUGGAGUCUAGGACGAGUGGAUGCAGGGCGUCGAAGAUAGCCCAUUUCGACUCCGGGAGCACAGAUGGGGCUUCCCAAUGUAUGUUCCCUUCCUCUGGCAUUCUGACAACCUCAGAAUCAGAUAUACGCGUCAUCAACACCGAGGAGGCUCAUGGUCUUGCACAAACCACCACGCAAGACCUUACCCGAUGUGCUCGAUCUCAUGCGCAAAAGCUGACGACGCCGCUUCUGAAGCUUGGGAAGGCUGUACGCGUGCCGGAUGAGACGAAGUUAUCGCUGAUGAAGAAUCGUUUUGGGCAGAGGGCGUCGCAAGCAACCCGUUUCGACUGGGGUAUCGCUCCCUACUCUCGAUGCUACAACUUUCGCCCAGUUUUCCCGUGCGGUUUUCCUUACGCAGACCUUGUCGUCAAAUUCUCCCCGAGUAACGAUCUGGAUUUGACUGACGGGGGGGAGUCUGUCAUCAACGAUGAACCCUUUGACCACGGAUAUGCGGAAUGGAUCGAGAGCCAACAAAACAACAACUCGCCACUGGAGGAAUCAGGUCGGGUUCGAGCUGGCAGCAGCGUCUUCGUCACUAAGCGCAUAGGCACCUAG
This is a messenger RNA of Desarmillaria tabescens, 1386 nucleotides long. RefSeq lists its product as uncharacterized. Lineage: Eukaryota; Fungi; Basidiomycota; Agaricomycetes; Agaricales; Physalacriaceae. Bases 1 to 1386 code for a protein of 461 amino acids. The record is from RefSeq and is a predicted model, not a curated record. The transcript is spliced from 7 exons.